Molecule: messenger RNA, 3598 nt
Organism: Orcinus orca (killer whale)
Lineage: Eukaryota; Metazoa; Chordata; Mammalia; Artiodactyla; Delphinidae
Gene: SLC6A14
Product: solute carrier family 6 member 14
Exons: 14
Coding region: 83-2002 (639 amino acids)
Biological process (GO): sodium ion transmembrane transport
Cellular component (GO): membrane
Molecular function (GO): L-proline transmembrane transporter activity
Source: RefSeq, a predicted model, not a curated record
CGACGGGGGAGUGUGCACCUGCCACCAGUCAAGCUCCGCCAGACUGCGAGACCGGCAGAGCAGCCCAGGGAGCCAGUGAACCAUGGACAAGUUGAAGUGCCCGAGCUUCUUCAAGUGCAGAGGGAAGGAGAAAGUGACGGCUUCAUCUGAGAAUUUCCAUGUUGGUGGAAAUGAUGAGAAUCAGGACCGUGGCAACUGGUCCAAAAAAUCUGAUUACAUUUUAUCUAUGGUUGGAUAUGCAGUGGGAUUGGGGAAUGUGUGGAGAUUCCCAUAUUUGACCUACAACAAUGGCGGAGGUGCCUUCUUGAUACCUUAUGCGAUUAUGCUAGCACUGGCUGGUUUACCUUUGUUCUUCCUAGAGUGCUCACUGGGACAAUUUGCUAGCUUAGGUCCAGUUUCAGUUUGGAGGAUUCUACCAUUGUUUCAAGGUGUGGGGAUUACAAUGGUCCUGAUAUCCAUUUUUGUGACAAUCUAUUAUAAUGUCAUAAUUGCCUAUAGUCUUUACUACAUGUUUGCUUCUUUUCAACGUGAACUACCAUGGAAAAACUGUUCUUAUUGGGCAGAUAAAACCUGUAGCAGAUCGCCUAUAGUGACACAUUGUAAUGUGAGUAUAAAGCUAGGUGAAAUCUUCCAAGUGAAUAAAAGCUGGUUAGACGCCAACAAUUUUACCUGCAUCAAUGGAAGUGAAGUUUAUCAGCCAGGGCAGCUUCCCAGUGAACAAUAUUGGAAUAAAGUGGCGCUCCGACGGUCAAGUGGAUUGGAUGAGCCUGGAGUCAUUGUGUGGUAUUUAGCACUUUGUCUUCUUCUGGCCUGGCUCAUAGUUGGAACAGCACUAUUUAAAGGAAUCAAGUCUUCUGGGAAGGUGGUAUAUUUUACAGCUAUUUUCCCCUAUGUUGUCUUGCUAAUCCUGCUGAUCCGAGGGGCAACUCUGGAUGGCGCAUCAAAAGGCAUUUCAUACUAUAUUGGAGCACAGUCAAAUUUUACAAAACUUAGGGAAGCUGAGGUUUGGAAAGAUGCUGCCACACAGAUAUUUUAUUCCUUGUCAGUGGCUUGGGGUGGUUUAGUUGCUCUGUCAUCUUACAAUAAGUUCAAUAACAACUGCUUCUUAGAUGCCAUUGUAAUUUGUUUGGCAAAUUGCCUCACUAGUGUGUUUGCUGGAUUUGCUAUUUUUUCUAUAUUGGGACACAUGGCUCAUAUAUCUGGAAAGGAAGUCUCUCAAGUUGUAAAAUCAGGUUUUGAUUUGGCAUUCAUUGCUUAUCCAGAAGCUCUAGCUCUACUCCCAGGUGGGCCAUUUUGGUCCAUAUUAUUUUUCUUCAUGCUUUUGACUUUGGGUCUCGACUCUCAGUUUGCUUCCAUUGAAACGAUUACAACAACGAUUCAAGAUUUAUUUCCCAAAGCGAUGAAGAAAAUGAGGGUUCUCAUAACUUCCGGUUGCUGCUUGGUUUUGUUUCUCCUUGGCCUCGUGUGUGUGACUCAGGCUGGAAUUUACUGGGUUCAUCUGAUUGACCACUUCUCUGCUGGAUGGGGCAUUUUGAUUGCAGCUAUACUGGAACUAAUGGGAAUCAUGUGGAUUUAUGGAGGCAACAGAUUCAUUGAAGAUAUAGAAAUGAUGAUUGGAACAAAAAGGUGGAUAUUCUGGCUAUGGUGGAGAGCUUGUUGGUUUGUCAUUACGCCUAUGGUUUUGAUGGCAAUCUUGAUCUGGUCAUUGGUACAAUUUCAUAGACCUGAUUAUGGCAAAAUUCCAUACCCUGACUGGGGAGUUGCUCUAGGCUGGUGUAUGAUUAUUUUCUGUAUUAUUUGGAUUCCAAUUAUGGCUAUUACAAAAUUAAUUCAAGCUGAAGGAACCAUCCUUCAACGCAUUGUAAGCUGCUGCAGACCAGCUUCUAACUGGGGACCAUACCUGGAAAGACAUCGUGGGGAAAGAUAUAAAAAUAUGGUAGAUCCUAAAAAAGAGACUGACCAUGAAAUACCUACUGUUAGUGGCAGUAGAAAACCAGAAUGAGAUCUAGUUUUUAAAAAUAUGUGGUUGUGUAAUGUGAUUAUUUUAGAAUAGAGGAAAUUUUUAUUUAUUUGAAUGUUGAGUAGAAAAACAUAUAUACUAGGUUCAUAAUAGUAUGAUGAGCUUUUUUUCCCAUUUAAGCAGGAAUGUAAUAUAAAAAUGUGAAUCUACUAAUGUUUAGCAAUGUGAUUAUUAUAUUUCUUUUAAGAUUAUCUUAACACACACAUAGCUGCCUCUAUUUCACAAUAAAAUAUUAAAAAUAAUAUUUUUCUAGUAUAUUGAAGGCUUUAUUUUGAACUGGUUAUUUAGAAAAUAGUUACAUUUUCUAUUAUACAAGUUUUUAAAUAUCACUUGCUUACGUUUUCUUAGUACAUAAUCCUUCCUUUCCAUAAAGCUGGGGAAAAUAAAUCAAUAUAUUUAAAAGACAGUGUUAAAAUUGAAAGCCUCACUUAAUUAGAAAUGCCAUAUAUAUGAAAAAAUGGGCUGUGUAUAUAAUAUGAUGACUGUAGCUUAAUACUUUUGGUUCAUAUGUCUAAAAACUUCAUGUAUUCAUGGCUCACUUUUUCUAGGUGAACUUAGUGGUUACAUUCUUUGUUUACAAAUAGUGAAGUAAGACAGAAAACUAAGGAUCCCAUGGCCAGUAAGUGAUAAAUCUAGAAAAUGGAAUCCAGAAGCUUUGAUUACUUCUAGUUAAUAGAUCAAGUAGAAUGAUUUUGUCUUAUCUGAAUAAGUUACUACUUAUGGGUGGUAACUUAUUUACAUACUUACAGAAGAUAAACGUGUGAAACUUGUCAAGAAUGAGGGCAGCCAAAUUAGAAAGUCCUAUGUCCCAGUUUGCUUACAAAAGAUAAUGAAAACAUAUUAUAUCACUAAUAGAUUUUUUUUGACAACUCAUGGGAGUUCUAAGUUCUCCAUCCACUUUUUAAAAAUUUAAUUUAGUUUAUUUUUUAUACAGCAGGUUCUUAUUAGUUAUCCAUUUUAUACAUAUUAGUGUAUACAUGUCAAUCCCAGUCUCACAAUUCAUCCCACCACCACCCCCACACUUUCCCCUCUCGGUGUACAUAUGUUUGUCCUCCACAUCUGUGUCUAGGUUUUUCUAGGUUCCACAUAUAUGCAUUAAUAUACGAUAUUUGCUUUUCUCUUUCUGACUUACUUCACUCUGUAUGACAGUCUCUAGAUCCAUCCACUAAUAGGUUUAUACGUUGAUUAUAUAUCACUGACAACUGGUUUACUAUCACAGCCUAGGAUGGUGAACAUUACCUAAGUAUGUAAGAAACUUUUCACUUAUUCUUAAGGUUCUUAACCUGGGCUUCAGAGAAUGUAUGAAGCUGAAAUUACAUGUAAUAUUUUUCUACGUGUAUGUGUGUAUGCAUUUUUCUAGGGUGAGAGUACAUAGUUUUCACCAGAAUAUCAAAAGUGAUCUGUGGCUCAGAAAAGUUUAAGAACCACAUAUACUACUGCUGGCUUUUUGUUCUUGUCAAAUGAGGAAUAAAAGAAUAAUUUUAAGCCUUAAUUUCUUAUACAUUUUAAAUUCCUUUUCCUCUUCCUUUUGAUUGAAGAUUAAAGGAGGAACGGAUUAAGGUGUUUCUUUAAUUUACA